Molecule: messenger RNA, 3795 nt
Organism: Galdieria sulphuraria
Lineage: Eukaryota; Rhodophyta; Bangiophyceae; Galdieriales; Galdieriaceae
Product: cytoplasmic linker associated protein
Exons: 1
Coding region: 22-3684 (1220 amino acids)
Biological process (GO): microtubule cytoskeleton organization
Cellular component (GO): cytoplasmic microtubule
Molecular function (GO): microtubule binding
Source: RefSeq, a predicted model, not a curated record
AUCGUUACAAGCUGAAAGAAAAUGGCAGCUAACGGUGGAACAGCUUUAAGAAACUUGGACAAAUUUAGAAACAGAACUAAGAAAAUUAAUACAGUAACACCUCAACCGAACUACAAUAUAGCGAAUCUUCCAAAGAGUCAAAAUGAAAUGGUUCACUUCUUGGAAAAGUUGGCUCAAGAGAUGGCAGUGCAAAAGGACACAGAGUCAAGAGUACAAGCUCUACGAAAGCUGUGUGACCUGGUUUACCUGCUUGUGCAGUUGCAUCAGCAAAAUCAUUCGUGGAGACAACGGUCGCCAACCAACAAUGAACAGAAUUCGGAAGAAACUCUCGAAGAAGAUGCAAAGGAUAAUCUUGACGGAGAACAGUUAUGGAGUGCCUUCUUAAAUAACGCAAAGAUAUUGAGAAGUGCAAUAAACUUUGCUGUUACUGACGACAAAGUGGCUAUUGUGGCAAGAGAAGCCUGCGAAACAAUGGUCACUCUAGCAACGCUUAUAAAGGAUGAACUUGCGGAGCCUUUGGCAGAACACUUGGUUGGAUCUCUAUGGAAAGCUUCCAAUAGUAACGUCUCCGGCGUUUCAGAAGUUGCUGUCAAGGCUUUGAGGACUUUUAUUCAAUAUGUUCAACAUAGAAGAUUGGUGAAAGCAGUGCUGAGUCUCUUUACAAAUCAACCCAUGACUUUACCAAUGUCUCGCAACUUAGCAGCAGAGUUUGUCGGAAACAUUCUCAUCUAUCAAAAAGUUACCGAUGUUCAACCACAUUUGGAAGAGAUUGAGAAGAUUAUUGCGAUAGGUUUGAAGGACAGUUCCUCUACGAUAAAGACAACUUACCGAAAGAACUUUUGGUUGUUGGCAAAAAUAAUGCCCGAACAAGUGCAAGAGUGGGUUCACAAAGUGGAUACGGUAGACUGGAGAUCAGUGCAAGAGGCACGACCUGCAGAAGCUCCUUCGCUUGCAUUUGGUUGCAGCACUUUACAGAAGCAGGGGAAAGCAAAUGAUCAAUCACAGGGAGCAGUUAAUACUGCUGGAGCUAGGAAAACAGCCACAAGGAAAACCACUCCUGUCAAGAAUGUAGAUGAGCGAGAAGGAAGUAGUGGGAGAAAAGGAAAAAUUGAACGUAGUCAACCUACAAACACAACAGCUUCAAAGGCUUCAGUGCGACACACAUCUAACUCUGGUACAGGUGCAAAAGAGAGAAUGUCGGAGCCUGGUAAGACCAAGACUAACAGUAGAAUAGUGGACAAAACUAAUACAAGAGCAUCACGAACCACAGUUCAUACAGUUUCUUCAUCUGCAAAAAGAAUUUCAAACGACAGACGAAAGGAGUCGGAUAACAUUCCACAGAAACUUUCACUUCGACGCAAACAGGAAAAAGAGCAGCAGCAGAAAGAAGAGAAUGCUGAAACCAUAGAAGAGCCUAAGAUAGACGAGAAUGAAGAAGUUUCGGAUGUGAAAGAGGACAUUAUAGAAAUUCCAAAGGAACGAGAGGUUACUGAGCCUCCAAUAUUGUUGCUCUCAGAGCAACAAAUAUCGGAACACGCUUUAACUGAAGUCUUAGACAAGUUACAUACUUUGAUCGACGUAAAUACCAAGGUCCAAAUUAUCCAAGCAAUCGAGAGUUUUCUAGAUACUGCGACAAAGGAUAUGGAGAAAGAAAAGGUUAACAUUGUCACGAACAAUCAAAAUGAUUCUUGUUGGAUCAAGAAAGAUGAGGAUGAUGAAGGAACAGUCGAUAUCCUGCAUUUCGUUCCGCUAGUCGUUAAUAUUAUUGCCAAGUAUCUUCAAGACGAAAACGAAAAGUUGUUGGUUCCCGCGAUGAAGGCGCUGACAAAACUUUUCCAAAUAUUUUCAUUUCAAGAACUUCGACAGCAUAAUCGUAAACUUGAAAAGGGCUAUUGUUCCUUGGAACAAACUCUUCGUGAAAAUUCUGUUUUAUUACAAAAGAUAUUUGAGAAAUCUGGGGAUUCCAAUGGUUUCAUAGCAAGCACUGCGACAACAGUGUUGGAAGAAAUGGAACUUGCUAUUCCAUUCUUUCCAUUGUUGUUGGAGUUGAUAAGCCAAUCUUGCUUACGACAGUGUUACAAUCGCGACCUAUCGGUGAAAGUUAUUUUACAAGCUUUAAUAUAUAUAAAAGCAGCUAUACAGAAAAAUCGGAAGCAGCUGAAUAGUUAUUUUCGAGAGAAUGCUGCUGAAAACUCUGAUGUUGCAUCGAUAAUAGAAUUGUUAGUGAAAGAUGUUGGUCCCCAUGCUGGAGGUAAAUCAGCCGAGUUGCGCAGAGCAGCUUGUGAUGUUUUCAUGGAAUUGGAAGAAGUGCCAACUGUCUUACUGGAACAAGUGGCCAUUGAAAGAGAUGAAGGCAAGCAUCUUCAUUUGUUACAGAGGCUAGGUUUGAUUGCGAGUUCAGUAAAUACAGCGCAAGAGAAGUUAGAUUUGGAGACUCCAAAUUUUGCAAAUAAUCAUUAUGAUAAACAAAAGGAUGAACCGCAAAACCAAAAUCUUUAUGGCAGUUUUCCGCCACGUAAAGAAAGUUGUGAAAUGAAUUCAGACACUUCUGACUGGCCAAAGACAAAAAAUGAAGAAGUUAUGAAAACCGAAAAUGAUCAAGGUACAACAAACCUUACAGCGAAAACGUCCAAAAGUAUGAAGCCAGCAAUUCCAUUGGAAGAUACUUUUCACUCCCAGUUUGAAGCUCUAAAAGAAAAAUGGAUGCGAAACAAAGAGCACAAUGAUAAUGAAGGGAAGGAGGAGUCGGAGGCAAUAGAAAGCAACAGAGCAUUGGAACAACACAACGAGGUUAUCUCUGCCUCGAAUGACUUGGAAAGUCUGCAAACUACCCAAGUUUCUGAUAUUGAUACCAAUGGAGAGGCAUUGAAUACCCACUUGACUACCAGUUCAUCGAAUCUGACGGAAGAAGAACAAGUACACGUUAAUGAAAAUGAAACACAAAAUGGCGAAACUGACAAGGUGAACUCGACUAGUUGCAUGGAUCAGGCAACUGAAAUUGACAUGAUUUCACAGGCUGUUGACCCUGUCAACCUUCCCAAUCUCCUUAGUAGUCAACUCUUUAUUAAGAACAUUGCUCAUAGAUUAAGUACGAUAAACAGAGAGGAUGAAAAGGAGUGCUCAAUGACUUUGACGGAAAUAAGAGAACAACUCCAAAUUGAAGAAAAUAUUUUAGGAGUAUCUGAAAUAUAUGAUCUCCUGAUCAUGUUUUUAUUAUUUUCGAGAGAAAAGAUUUCGUCUAAUGAGACCAAUUAUCUGUUGGAUAUGGAGUUCCUUUGGCAAAUGAACUUUCGCGACUUGUGGAAAAGAAGUGCUCCAGCGGAUUGUUUGGAAGCUUUGGACUUGUUUUGUUGGCAAGUGGAUGAUCCUUCUAGCAAUCUGAGCAGAUUUGAUUCCUUCUUGCAAGGUCCGAGCAAAGCGUUUGAAAUGAAAAUGUUGUUUCAAGGAAUUGAACAUGCUCUAAAAGUUCUUGAACAACCAUGGGAGUCGAUAACUGCAUCUCAACAAGAACAAAUUGAGCGUCUCAAACCUGCUAUCUUGAAUGCUCUUCAACGCGAAACUUGCCUUGAGAUAAAACAGGCUGCACACAAAUGUGUACAGGAAACUAAGGACAGACUGAGAGAUAAACAGGAAAGUCUACCUUUUCUUGAAUGGUGCAGAAAGCUUAAUUUGACUGUUGCCUAGUAAGUUUUGCCAGUCACUUUUUUUUCUGGAGAAGGACAGAAUUGCCUUAGAUAGUAUACUCCAUCUUUUAGGAGUCCGUAUAUUCUUUUUCAACUGACACUUAAUUUGGUU